Trematosphaeria pertusa is the source of this 1221-nucleotide messenger RNA. RefSeq names its product short-chain dehydrogenase. The transcript has 2 exons. Bases 232 to 1221 code for a protein of 329 amino acids. The record is from RefSeq and is a predicted model, not a curated record. Lineage: Eukaryota; Fungi; Ascomycota; Dothideomycetes; Pleosporales; Trematosphaeriaceae.
UGUCUACCUCCAUCGUUGGACAGAGUUCCGCUGCCUGGAUAGAAUGGUGUUUAGUGAAGCUCCGAAAUCCGUCGGCUAGGCGUUGCGGAAUGUGUGGGGCGUAAGAGGACCUCACAAACCUGCUCGGUCAGGGUCGAAUAUAUGAGGAUCGCAGUUCCUGCACCAUAGCAGUCCUUUCCGAGCUUUCGGAGACUUUUUCAUUCUUAACUUUCAUCAAAUCUCCACUACACUAUGGCAGCCCAAUCACCCCUUCCAUACAACCGCCAGAACGCUACGGCUUCAGGCAUCGCCGCCGACAAUGCCUCUAGCAUAGCAGGCAAAGUCGUCCUAACCACGGGCGUGUCUCCUGGCGGGUUGGGCGCCCAAUUCGUCGAAACAAUCGCAAAGUACAAGCCUACCCUACUCAUCCUAGCAGGCCGCACACCUUCUAAAGUCCAAGCCACCGCUGAGAAGAUAAAAUCGGAUCCCGCAAGCGCAGGCGUAGAAACGCGCGUUCUAGCCUUGGACCUGGCGUCGCAAAAGCAGAUCCGAGAAGCUGCGAAAGAGGUCCUUGCUUAUCCGGAGAAUAUCGAUGUCGUUGUGAAUUCAGCGGGUGUCAUGGCGGGACCGUACAAGACGACGGAGGAAGGGAUUGAGAACCAGUUUGGAUCGAACCACAUCGGCCACUUUUUGUUCACGAACCUGAUCAUGUCGAAGAUCUUAGCCUCGAAAAAUCCACGCAUCGUCAACGUGAGCAGCGACGGCCACCGGCUCGGCCCAGUGCGGUUUGAUGAUUGGAAUUUUCAGGACGGAAAGGCGUACGACCAAUGGCAGGCUUAUGGGCAGAGCAAAGCCUCAAAUAUUCUCUUUACGAAGGCUCUUGCGCAAAAGCUAGGGUCGAAGGGCUUACGCGCAUAUGCCCUUCACCCUGGCGUCACCUUUGGGACGUCGCUGGGACCUGGACUGGGAGAGGCGGAUUUUGCAGCCUUGAAGGCACGAGACAAGGAGAUUGGCGAUCCGCUCGGCGAAGACGACGCCAGUUUCGAUCUGAAAACGCUCGAUGAGUGCUCAGCGACGCACGUUGUCGCAGCGUUUGACCCAAGGCUUGAGGACUACAAUGGCGCGUACCUCGAGGACGGAAAUCUGUCCGACAAUGUCAAACCCACUGCAACGAACCCGGAGGAUGUCGAGAAGCUGUGGAAGCUCAGCGAGAAACUGGUAGGGCAGACAUUCCAGUACUAG